AUGGAGCCAAGGUCACCAAAGUACGGAGGGCCCAGCUCCAAUCUCUCUCCCAGGUCACGGCUCCAGCUCACCGCACAACAAGAUCUCAGCCCCUCACCGAGCUCUUGUACUCACAGAAGCUUGACAAUCUACAGAAGGGACCAGGUGCAGAAGAUCUCUCCCUUGCCGAAGGGAGCUCAUGAAUCUCCUUUCAAACCUCUUGCCGAAGGCCUAGUCUCAAGGGAACCUCCCUCAAAAAUCCCAAUGAACCCUUGCCGAACGGCAAGGGUCGAGCUUCAGCUAAUUAGGGGCAAAACCAAAAAAUCUUGCCAAAUGUUCCUAGCUUCUCAAAACCAAAAACCCUGCCGAAGACCCAGCUACCUUGCCAAAACAAGAGUCCUAGCUAUUGCUUGCUGA
Messenger RNA from Prunus armeniaca (apricot), 396 nucleotides. Lineage: Eukaryota; Viridiplantae; Streptophyta; Magnoliopsida; Rosales; Rosaceae. The record is from the annotation of a GenBank genome assembly.